AGAGCGAUGGCAUCAUCGUUCUGUGGUGCUACGGUAAUCGGUUUGCUAGCUCUAGCCCUAGCAGUUGUUCAAGGCCAAAAAUUGCUGGCGAUGUUCGAUGAUCCCCCUAAUGCGGAUGAUGUGAUUGUUUCAAAUGAACCCACGUCUCUUGACGACUGCCACUUCCGGUACUACGAGUACGGGAAACAGAAUAACUCAAAACCUACGUCUGGCACAAGCACCAAGUUGCGUGAGUAUCCACAUAUGGCAGCCAUCGGAUGGACACAACCGGAUAAAACCAUCAGGUGGGAUUGCGGAGGAUCGUUGAUUUCGGAGAAAUUUGUCCUAACAGCAGCUCACUGUUUUGCAAAAGUUUGGGCAGAUUUAAUAAGAUUAGGAGAUAUUAAUCUGCCUGAUGGAUCAGAUGAUGAGUACGCACAACAGGUAGGAAUAGAGGAUAUUGUUUUUCCGAAGGGCCAUACUUUCAAAAAUUAUUAUUUUGAUAUUGCUCUACUGGAACUGAAACACAAUGUUGUAUUAAAUGAAGCCGUGACACCGGCUUGUCUGUGGAUCGAUGAUGAUAUCCCUUUCGAAAAGUUUACUGCUACUGGCUGGGGAGACACUGGACCGUACCUACCGAAAACACCAAAUCUCCUGCAGGUGUUGUUGGGCUUUAUUGAUAUAGACACAUGUAACAAGUCUCACCAGAACAAUAAGUGGCUUCCUGGUGGAUUGCAUACCAACCUCAUGUGCGCCUCAAAUGACACACAAGACACGUGUCAGGGAGACUCCGGUGGCCCUUUGCAAGUGAAGUUGCUUCACAACUCUCUUCUCACACCGUUUGUGGUAGGUGUGACUUCGUUCGGUAAGCCGUGUGGGAUGCUUGUUCCUGGGGCGUAUGUUCGCGUCGCUCCUUUUUAUGAGUGGAUAAAAUCGACACUGAAAGCAAGGGGUGUAGCUGAUGCGGAUUGGAUUUUGGAGCCUCAAGCAUGUGCGAGAAAUUACGUGAAGUUUCGAACCGAAUACGAAUUGAGAGUGGAAUUGUCCAAGACCGCCUCAAAUGUUAGGCUGGACCUGAAUAAAUUACAUUUGUAUAGAGAAUCAUCGAGACAGUUGGUCAGAAUUCACUGGAACAACACGGUAAUGAAUAGCUCAAACGAAUGUUAUGGCGUCAUCAUUGAUGAGACUACUGUCCUGACUCUUGCUCGCUGUACUGAGGUCAAUGGAACAAAACCAACGCACAUAACAUUUGGAAUGAACAAAACCAACGUCAUCACUCAUACUCAUAGGAAAGACUCGUUUAAAGAAGGCUCUUUUAGGAAUAGUAUUGGGGUUCUUAUACUUGCGGAACCCUUCGAGUUCAAUGCCAAUUUUACACCAGCGUGUGUCUGGACCAAAGAGAGCUUCCUUGAUCCAGAAAUGGAGGUGACGGGAAGAGGUCUUCGUGAUCUCAAUAAAUUCUUUAUCGACUCAGUACCCGAGAUUAACCGUACCUCCUUAUCGAAUACAGUGGAUGUGCUGGGUAUAGUCAUGAAUCAGAACGGUACCAACUGUUCAUUGCCUCAACAGUACGCAGAUCGGUUACGAAAUGGUCUGACACAGGAACAUGUUUGUUUCGGAGCAAAACCGUUUCUAGUACCCAGAACGUGCGAUCAGGCAUUUGGCGGGCCACUACAGAGAGAAGUGGAUCGCUAUGGACGCACCUUGAUGUAUGUGAACGCCUUGAACCUGUUUGGUAGAGACUGUGGAUUCGGUGAGUCAUCCGUAGCCGUCCGUCUGGCGCAUCAUAGACGAUGGCUAGAAUCAGUUCUUUACCCAAGAAACCCCCUUCACUACCCGAGAAAAAUCGAAAUCGCGAAAAAACGACAACCAGUUGCGUUUCUGCAUGGUUCGUUUUUUGAAAACGACGACUGUACUACACCGGAGGGACUACAAGGUGUUUGUGUUAACUAUAGGUUAUGCCCAAAAGUGACUGAUGACUUUAGGAAUGGUGGUGACGUGAAACACUGCAAUACAGAAUCAUUGCUGUGUUGCCCGCAGCGAUACAUACGAAAUGAAGCAAAUAGUGAAGCUCCGUCGAUAGACUCUUGUGAAGACAGUCGUGGUAAUAUCGAUGAAUGGCAAGGAAUUGGCGGCAACCAAAGGGCAUCAUUUUCGAAUGUGGUUUCAAUCGUUUGGACAAAUGAUGGGGAGGAACGCCGCUGCAUUGGAACGAUCAUUUCGAGCAGAACCGUACUGACGGCAGCAACCUGCUUCCAUGCUUGGAAGCUUCCAUCGCAAGUAGAAUUACUAAAGUCAACUGGGAGGGUCCGAAUUAUUGUGAAAAAAGUGAAAGUUCAUCCGGAGUUUAAUAACAAGACGAAGAAACAUAACGUGGCGUUGAUCAAGACAAAGGACACAAGCAAUCAGGAAGAGUUUCUGAAGCCGAGCGCUUGCUUGUGGAGAAACACAACGCACACACCAUUCAUGAUGAAGCAGCUCGUUUUGGUUGACCAAAUCUACGAAACUAAGGAUGCCCAUUUGAAGUACAACACCGACUGUCGGCGUGCUCUGGGACGUGUUCUGGCACCCUCCGAGCUGUGUUUGAAGAUAGUGAAUUUGCGCAAAUUAAACAUAUCGAUUGACGAUGGAAUGCCAGCUUUCUGGCUGAAUCGUGGUAGAAGAUAUCUGGUUGGAAUAGUUAGUCGUCGAUCGUCUGUUUCGGAUCGUUCCAUAGUUUUGUACACUCGAAUCUCAUCUUAUAUCGAUUGGAUCAAAUCGUAAUUGUAGCAAUGCGAAGAAAGCGUUUAAUAGAAUUGGUUGCUCGUUACUAAAUGAGACAUAUCAGAGGUUUUUCAUUAUUAUUUACAAACACGAAGGCGAGCUCUCGGUUGUCGAGAGAAUGAAGAUAUAAUGCGUUAAGGUACAAGUUGCUUGCAGAGUAGGAAACGCCCAUUCCUAGCUAGUGCUAUAUAAAUCUCAAUUAAUCCUUUCAUAUAGAUAUCAUCGGUUGGGGGAUCAGCAAGAUAUGCUGAUAAUGAUAGUAAGAGCCUGAAAGACUCAGAAAAUUGUGCGUUGUCUGCAAAAAGCUGGAGCCCUGAAGCAAUAUUAAUAAAAUUAUUAACAAGC
Messenger RNA from Anopheles aquasalis, 3087 nucleotides. RefSeq lists its product as uncharacterized. Gene Ontology annotation, molecular function: serine-type endopeptidase activity. Lineage: Eukaryota; Metazoa; Arthropoda; Insecta; Diptera; Culicidae. Gene Ontology annotation, biological process: proteolysis. The record is from RefSeq and is a predicted model, not a curated record.